Molecule: messenger RNA, 2136 nt
Organism: Eruca vesicaria subsp. sativa (arugula)
Lineage: Eukaryota; Viridiplantae; Streptophyta; Magnoliopsida; Brassicales; Brassicaceae
Source: the annotation of a GenBank genome assembly
AACAUUAAAAAAAAAAAACAAAAAUUCCAAUUUUCCUUCACGAUAUUAUCAUCUGGGGGUUUAUGGCUUGGCUUGCUUCACGAUCUAAUCUCCUUCUGCAGCACCAAACCUAGGGAGUUUAGGGUUUUGUAUCUGGAGAUUUCAGCACCGAAUAUCAGAGUGUGUAUGGUGUGAACCAAAAAGAAAAAAAAAAAGAGAAGUGGAAUCUGGCAAUGUUGUCCAUCUCCAGAUAUCUGUCGAGGAAGACAUCUCUUGUCUCCCGCAGUUUCAGACUCAUUCUCUCAGCCGACACGCUUCAUCGCAGCAUCCCUCUUCAACGCAACAACACCCUUACUGCCCCUUUCCCUUUCUUCUCCUCCCGCCGUAUUUACGACUCCAGCGGCGGUAGCGGUGAUUAUGAGUACAUCAGAAGUGAUGUCAAUUGCCCUCGUUGCUCUGCCCAGAUGCUUGUCGUCUUCUCCAAUCGUCCUUUGUCACUCACAGCCAGAGAACCUGGGAUCUAUCAAGCCGUUAAUUUCUGUUCCCAAUGCAAGACCGCUUUUUACUUCAGACCCUUCAAGCUCUCUCCUCUUCAAGGAAGCUUUAUCGAGCUAGGCAAGGUCAAGAAAGGGGCUGAUGCUGAUGAUGACGACGAUGUUGAGAGAUCUUGGAAGAUUCAAGGUCUCAAAAAUGAAGAUGAUGAUGAUGCAGAAAGCACUGGCGUGAUGAAGCAGCUUCCGACACCUAAGGAAAUCUGUCAGGGGCUUGACCAGUUUGUCAUUGGUCAGGAUAAGGCAAAGAAGGUGCUCUCUGUCGCUGUUUACAAUCAUUACAAAAGAAUAUAUCAUGCUUCCAAGUUAAAAGGGUCUGGUUCAGAAUCAGUUAACCUUGUUAUGGAUGAUGAUGAUGAUAGCAUUGAUCUCGUGGAGUUGGAUAAGAGCAAUGUGUUGUUGCUUGGGCCUACUGGUUCAGGAAAGACCUUACUGGCAAAAACUUUAGCGCGUAUUGUCAAUGUUCCUUUCGCCAUUGCUGAUGCCACUUCAUUAACUCAGGCAGGUUAUGUCGGUGAAGAUGUGGAAUCAAUACUCUACAAGCUAUAUGUGGAAGCUGGGUGCAAUGUAGAAGAAGCUCAAAGGGGUAUUGUGUACAUUGAUGAAGUUGAUAAGAUGAGCAUGAAGUCUCAUAGCUCAAAUGGUGGUAGAGAUGUUUCUGGAGAAGGUGUGCAGCAGUCAUUGCUGAAAUUGCUGGAAGGAACUGUGGUCAGUGUCCCGAUUCCAGAGAAAGGUUUACGAAGAGAUCCUCGAGGAGAUAGCAUCCAGAUGGAUACAAAAGACAUCCUUUUUAUUUGUGGUGGAGCAUUUAUCGAUCUGGAGAAAACUGUUUCUGAACGGCAACACGAUGCCUCUAUUGGUUUUGGUGCUUCGGUUCGUACAAACAUGAAUACUUCUGGGUUCAGUAGUGCUGCAGUAACAUCCUCAUUGUUGGAAUCUUUACAAAGUGAGGAUCUUGUUGCGUAUGGUCUCAUUCCUGAGUUCGUUGGAAGACUACCCAUCUUAGUGAGCUUAUCUGCACUAAAUGAAGACCAACUUGUACAGGUUCUAACAGAGCCUAGGAGUGCAUUGGGCAAACAGUACAAGAAGUUGUUUCGCAUGAACAAUGUCCAACUACAUUUUACUGAAGGUGCAACGAGGCUUAUCGCGAGGAAGGCCAUGUCCAAGAACACUGGUGCCCGUGGCUUACGGUCUAUACUUGAAAAUAUCCUCACAGAAGCAAUGUUCGAGGUACCAGAUAGCAAGACAGAAGGAUCACAGAUUAUAAAGGCGGUCUUGGUGGAUGAAGAGGCUGUUGGUUCAGUAGGAUCACCAGGAUGUGGUGCAAAAAUCCUUAAAGGAGAUGAUGUUUCGCAACAACAUUUUGAAGAAACAGAGUCAAAUGAGAAGCGGAAGGAGGAUGAAACAAAAAGAGCUCAGAGCUUGUAGCUGAACUGAUCUUAUGAGAGGAUGUAAGUUGUGUUAGAUAUAUAAUAGGGAAUGAAUGUUUGUGUUCAGAUAUAUUGACAAAGAAAUAAAAAUUAAAGCUACAGUUUUAUGUGUACAGCACUGUAAAAUGAGCCUGUUGGAAUGUUCAUACGAGUCUAUUUUUUUUUUUUGUCAAAUU